AUGAGUUGUGAUGAAAUUAUUACAUCAAUUACUGACCUUAUUCAACGACUGCAAGAACAGACUCUCAACUCUUUACAAAACAGGAGUGCGAUGAGCUCACCUGAUUCCAGUUAUGCUUCUGGUGAAAAGGAAACAAGUAAUGAUGACGCAGGUACUAGUAGCAGUACUUCAUCUGUAAUGGGGAAAGAUCUUAAUAAAGCAAUAGAAAAAUCUAUGACCAAAAAGCAAAACAGAUCCCAGAUUUGCGAGGAAGAAGGAGAUAACAUUCAAACAUUAAUUUGA
Messenger RNA from Parnassius apollo (apollo), 282 nucleotides. NCBI's taxonomy places the organism in Eukaryota, Metazoa, Arthropoda, Insecta, Lepidoptera, Papilionidae. The record is from the annotation of a GenBank genome assembly.